AUGAACUCCCAGGAGAUUCUUUUCCAGCUCACAAACGUCGGAUCUACACCGGUUUCUUCUAAAAACGACACUAUGACAACACCAACAUCAGGCUCUAAUACCUCAUCACCAAGACGAUGGACAGAACUCUUCUCUAAAAAAAGAGCGAAAACACCAUCGAUAAGCACGCCAUCUACAUCAUCUUCUGCUGUGUCAUCAUUGCACGAUGGUUCGCCGGUUCGCCCGGGAUCUAAGCAGAGUUUUAGGCAUUUUAACAUAGAUUCUGCGCUUCAAUAUCCUCCUGUAAUGCAGUCUCCCGAAAGCUAUCAUUCUGCUGGUAAUGGGAACGGUAGCGGCCAUGGGAAUGUUCAGGUUGGCAAGAAACCUCAUCGGAGAGGUGGAAAUAAGUCGUGGAAGAACGAGAAGUGCUGCAUCUGUCGUGAUCUGUGUUCUUUUAAGGGCUCUACUGAAAGAGUCAUCAUUCUUCAAUGUAAUCAUAUGUGUCACGAGGACUGCUUGAUGGUUAGUUUGAACCCCGUUAGCAAAACUUUCGAUUUAUAUGAUGCGCUUCCGAAAUGUCAGAUGUGCAGUAUGCUGUGUGUGCCCUCGCAAGAGGAUAUGAAACAAAGAUUGCGCAACCAAUUAUUAACUGUGAAUAGCAGCAGUUCUGAUCAGCUGUCGUCAGCAAUACCCCAGGUACAGUCCCAGUUAAAACCACACAAUUCUCCCGAAAAUACUCGAACUGGAAUCGGACCGCUAGCUCCACCUCCACCUCCAUUGAGCAUGAGGAAUGCUGUGAAAACGACUCCGACGAACCGCGAUAUUAGACUAUCUUUCGCUUCCUCUUUGAAACCACCAGUCUUCGUCACACCGUCAGUUAGAGACUCGUGGAGACUCCCACGAGCAAGCAGCAUAAAGAGAAGAUCCAACAAUUAUAGAGGUAGUACCAUUUCAGCACUUUCAUCCAUCACCUCCUCCUCUUCUUUAUAUAACGACUCGCAACUUGUGUGCUCUUUGCAUAUACAAAGGCAAUAUUUCAUGCAAGCCUUCCUUACCAGCUUCGAAGAGAUAAAACCAUGGGAAAUUGACUCCCGAUACGGACUCCUGCGGCUAAUCGACAAUUUUCUCAUAUCACUGGAUGAUCAGGGCUUUAAGCAAUGCUGUUGUUAUCUUUUCUCAGAAUAUCUUCUAUUGUGUCAACCGUCAUCUAAAGCGUCUUCGAACGUUCUGCAAUUCUCAUCCUACCGUUUCUUACAAUUGAACAGCCCGGCUAAUAUAGAAUUAAUUGAUGCGACAACGCUUGAAUUAAAGGCAAAAACUGGAGAAAGGGUACGUAUCAAGCCCUUUAAUUCAGAUACCAAAUCAUUGGAGAAAUGGAUCACCGCUUUCUUCGAUCCAACUUUAACCUUCGGAAACCUUGAUUUUACCUCUAUCCCGCUUCCUGAUUUUGUUUCUGCUAUGCCUAGCGCCGACGAUUCUCGGACUAUCAUUGUUAGGAGGCAGAAUACUAUAAACGAGACUAUCGUAACUGCAGGUCCCAGAGAUUCAACUCUAUUCACCUCAAUCUCCUCCAUUUUAUCUAUCAAAAGAUCUACGCCAAGAGAACUGAACGUCAUUUUGCAGGUGGAUAGAAGAAAGUUGAAGAGUGAAAACCUAAUCACAAUCAAAAACGUAUUAUCAGCUCUAACUUGGAAAUACCAUGAUUUUAACUGUUGUAUAGUUGGUGUCGAUGGUCUUAUCGUUAAAAUUGGAGGGGCUCGAGAAAUUCUUGAUUCUUGGGCUGAAAUAAGUGACGCCGGAACCCAGCCAUUUUCACCAGCCUUAUUGUACAAGACAUGGUACAAAGAAAGAGGAAAGGUUUGUAACAAUGCUGGAGUUCUCGUUAUCUCUAAUGCGUCUAUGGAGACUGGAAAAACCUGCCUAUUUCAUGAUUAUAGGAUGUUUGCAAAUGUUGGGAAACGACAUGUUAAUGAGCUGAAGAUCAAGGUUGGAUUCCUGAACGUCGAUUAUACUAGCAAGAUAAAAGAACUUGUUGAAAUACAGGAUUGGAAUGAGCUACUAGAAGCAGUAUCGUAUAGUUUUAACAUCAACUUUGAUGACGAUGAUGACGAUGACGAUGAUGAAGGGGAUAGCGAUACUAGCGACUCUUUUAGUGUCGGCUCUAGCGAAUUUAACAAAAGUUUGAAUUCUGAUAACGAGCGUCUGGUACGACCUCCUUCACCGACCUCCUUUGAAGAUAUUGAAGCUGACUCUCAUUCCCAAUUUGAUGAUGAUUCUGAGUUACAACAUUCCAUUAUUUACGAUUAUUUAUAG
Kluyveromyces marxianus DMKU3-1042 is the source of this 2292-nucleotide messenger RNA. RefSeq names its product Ste5p (gene STE5). NCBI's taxonomy places the organism in Eukaryota, Fungi, Ascomycota, Saccharomycetes, Saccharomycetales, Saccharomycetaceae. The transcript has a single exon. The record is from RefSeq and is a predicted model, not a curated record. The coding region runs from base 1 to 2292 and encodes 763 amino acids.